GUGCGUUUUGCAGGAACUGCCUGUGAGGACUGUGCACCUGGUCGAUAUGGUCCCACCUGCAGCUCAGAGUGUUCGUGUGUUCAUGGUCUGUGUGACUCCGGUCUGAAAGGUGACGGUCGCUGCACCUGUUUCUCCGGAUAUAAAGGUCCAAACUGUGACCAAGAGCUCGCGGCGUGUGCGUCCCUCGGCUGUCCUCGCGGGUCUCGCUGUACGGAGGGGGCUCUGACGGCUCGGCUGGUGUGCCGGUGUCUGCCCGGACACCGGAGAUCAGGAGCUCAGUGUCUGCCCAUCAACCCGUGUCUCCAGCGGGUGUGUCAUGUCCACGCCUCCUGCGUCCACACGGGUCCAGACCAGCACCUCUGCACCUGUAACGCCGGCUACAGCGGGGACGGACGAGUCUGCGCGGCCGUGGAUCCGUGUCAGAGGGACCGGGGAGGCUGCACCGCCGAGUCUGCACGCUGCGUCUACGACGGACCGGGGAAGUCUCACUGCGAGUGUCUCCCUGGUUUCCAUGUCCUGUGGGACGGCGGCUGCAGCCUGAAAGAUUCCUGCACGCCCACUUCCUGUCACAGGAACGCCAACUGCAGCACAGUGGGACCGGGACAAGUCGAGUGCACCUGUCUCCAGGGUUACCUUGGUAAUGGCAAGGUGUGUUACGGGGACAUCAUGGAGCGUCUGAACAGUCUGAACACAGAGCCUGGAGGACAGUGGACCGGUCAGCUGAGCAACGCCAUCACUCUGUUUGGUUCUGUCUCCUGGCAGCUGCAGAAUUUGGGUCCCUUCACUCUGUUUGUGCCGAUCAAUAAAGGCUUCAGAGGAACUUCAGUGAGGACUCUGCUGGCCGACUCGUCCAAAGCGAGGUACCUGUGUAAGCUGCACUUGGUUGCCGGGGUGAUGCCCUUUGACACGCUGAAGAAAACCGACGUCUUCUACACUUUGACCGGAAAAUCAGCCGAGACAGACAGUCCAGAGGGGGACUCUCAGAUGAAGAUCCGUAUCCAUGGCAGCAGGAAGCGCGGCAUGAUCGUCCAGUCUGACAUCACUGCGUCCAACGGGAUGAUCCACGUCAUCAACAAGCUGAUGGACAGCGUGGCGCCCACCGUGGAGAGCGACCCCCAGGAGAACCUGAUGAAGAUCAUCUCUGAUUACGGGAAGUUCGACAGGUUCAGGUCUCUGUUGGAGAAAGCUGGCCUGGCCUCGGUCAUGGACCUUCCUGGUCCGAUCACCGUAUUCGCUCCGACCAGCUCAGCCUUCGACGCCAUGACUGAAGGUCACCUGACUUACCUGAGCAGCGCUGAGGGUCGAACCAAACUGGUGGAGCUGCUGAGGAACCACAUCGUCCCGUCCACCUCGCUGGAGGUCUUUAACGCCGUGUCCAGCCCCUCCAUCACCACCGUGGCCAACCAGGCACUGACCAUCAACGUCACCCAAAACGGUCUGGUUCUGGUCAACGGGGCGGCAGUUUUGGAGGCGGCGGUGGAAGCUAAAAACGGCCGUCUGUACCUGCUGGAUGGAGUUUUGACUCCGCCCUCCAUUGAACCGGUGCUGCCCCGCAGGUGUGACAUCAUUGAGACCAAGAUCCUCAAGGGUGAAUGUGUCAGCUGCUCCAAAGUCAAACUGUCUCAGUGUUCACCUGGAGGAGUUUCUACGGGUUACUCCACCUUUGGAUGUAUUUACACCAUGUCCAUCGGACCACAGGCCAUCAAAGUCCCUGCGACAGGCUGCUCGCCGCUAUGCAAUGCCACCGUCAUGACUGCAGCAUGCUGCAAAGGUUUCUACGGUCCAGACUGCCGUCCCUGUCCAGGUGGAUUCCAGAUGCCCUGCUCCAGACAUGGACAGUGUGUGGACGGUUUCGGAGGAAACGGAACGUGUGUCUGUGAUCUGAACUUCCAAGGCUCUCGCUGUCAGUACUGCUCCUCCUCCAACAAAUACGGACCAAAUUGUGACACAACGUGUCCCUGUAUCCACGGACAGUGUGACAACCGUCCGGACUCAGACGGCCGCUGUAAAGUUGACUCCUGUCAGAUGGGUUUCACCGGUCGCUUCUGUGAGCGCCAGACGGCGGCGUGUGGCGCUCAGGUUCAGUUCUGCCAUGCCCACGCAGACUGUGACUUCAGCCAUGGAGCCACCAGGUGUGUGUGCAAACCGGGUUACAAAGGUGACGGGAUCACCUGCGUGGAGUCCGACCCCUGUGCUCCGCCUCUGCGCGGUGGCUGCAGCAUCAACGCGAAGUGUAUUAAGACGGGAGCAGGGACUCACUCCUGUCAGUGUCUGACCGGAUGGAGGGAGGACGGAGACGACUGUCAGCCCAUCAACAACUGUGACGGAGCAGACCGAGGAGGCUGCCACCCCAACGCCACCUGCAUCUACGUCGGCCCGGGACAGAGCGACUGUUCGUGUAAAGCCGGAUACAAAGGAAACGGACGAGACUGUGAGGCCGCCAACCAGUGUGUGACGGAGAGAGGAGGCUGUCACUACCUGGCUAGCUGCCACCUGCUGUCCUCUCAGUGGACAUGUGUCUGUGAUGAAGGAUACGUUGGGGACGGACACGCGUGUUACGGGACGGUGGUGCAGGUGCUGACGGAUCUGCCGGACGCCUCCGAGUUCUCUGCAUGGACAACUGUGAGUGUCACUCCGUCACACCAUCACACAGUCACUCCGUCACUCCGUCACACCGUCACACCUCACUCCGUCAAACCGUCACUCUGUCAAACCGUCACUCCGUCACACCGUCACUCCGUCACUCUGUCACACCGUCACUCCGUCACUCCAUCACACCGUCACUCCGUCACACCGUCACUCCGUCACACCGUCACUCCGUCACACCGUCACUCCGUCACACCGUCACUCUGUCACAUAGUCACUCCAUCAAACCGUCACUCCGUCACUCCGUCACACCGUCACUCCGUCACUCCGUCAAACCGUCACUCUGUCAAACCGUCAAACCGUCACUCCGUCAAACCGUCACUCCGUCAAACCGUCACACCGUCACACCGUCACUCUGUCACACCGUCACUCCGUCACACCGUCACUCUGUCACAUAGUCACUCCAUCAAACCGUCACUCCGUCAAACCGUCACUCCGUCAAACCGUCACUCCGUCACUCUGUCACACCGUCACUCCGUCACACCGUCACUCCGUCACACCGUCACUCCGUCACUCCAUCACACCGUCACUCCGUCACACCGUCACUCCGUCACACCGUCACUCCGUCACAUAGUCACUCCAUCAAACCGUCAAACCGUCAAACCGUCACUCCGCCACACCGUCACUCCGUCACACCGUCACUCCGUCACACAGUCACACCGUCACACCGUCACACCGUCACUCCGUCACACCGUCACACCAUCACUCCGUCACAUCGUCACACCGUCACUCCAUCACACCUUCACACAGUCACUCCGUCACACCGUCACUCCGUCACACAGUCACUCCGUCACACCGUCACUCCGUCACACA
Molecule: messenger RNA, 3459 nt
Organism: Plectropomus leopardus (leopard coralgrouper)
Lineage: Eukaryota; Metazoa; Chordata; Actinopteri; Perciformes; Serranidae
Source: RefSeq, a predicted model, not a curated record